ACUAUAAGGAUAGGUCAAAUCAAAUAUAAUCAACUCGGGUCGGAGCAAGCGGGCGAGCUAGACAGCGUCCCCAAGCCAUGGUCCCUACCGGCCGCGGCUCAGCCUGGGUCCCUCUGCUCCAGACCCGAGUGCCCAAAGCAGGCUUUGGUUUCAUGUCAGCAGCCUUCAACUGCCUUCCAAAAAUAAGCCCCUGCCGCCAUGCCGAGGGGAGAAAAACAAGAAGGGCGGUAUUUUUAGGGCCAUUAAUUCUGACCACGUGCCUGAGAGGCAAGGUGGAUGGCCCUGGGACAGAGGCUCUUCAUCACUAUGUCCCGGGGAGCAGGACGUCUGCAGGGCACGCCGCAGGCUCUCGUCUUCCUCAGCGUCCUAGUGGGCAUGGUGGCGCCCUCCCCAGCGGGCACCCGCGCCAACGGCACGCUGCUGGCCUCGAGGGGCUGGGGCGCCUUGCUGUCCAGGUCCCGCGCUGGGCUGGCUGGAGAGAUCGCCGGCGUGAACUGGGAAAGUGGCUACUUGGUGGGGCUCAAGCGGCAGCGGAGACUCUAUUGCAACGUGGGCAUUGGCUUCCACCUCCAGGUGCCACCAGACGGUCGGAUCAGCGGGACCCACGAGGAGAACCCCUACAGCCUGCUGGAGAUUUCCACGGUGGAGCGAGGCGUGGUGAGUCUCUUUGGGGUGAAAAGCGCCCUCUUCAUUGCCAUGAACAGUAAAGGAAGAUUAUACACGACGCCCAGUUUCCAAGAGGAAUGCAAGUUCAGAGAGACCCUCCUGCCCAACAACUACAACGCCUACGAGUCAGACCUGUACCGAGGGACCUACAUCGCUUUGAGCAAAUAUGGACGGGUGAAGCGGGGCAGCAAAGUGUCCCCCAUCAUGACCGUCACCCACUUCCUCCCCAGGAUAUAAGGACCCUGGAGGAAGGCUCACAGGUGGCAAGCAACGUCUUUUCUGUUGGAAUUUUGCACAAGUUGAACAGUUUCCCCUCCCCCCAUGACUCCUGAGUCGGGCUCCUCUUUUGCGUGGGGAGGGCUGAGCCAGUUUCUUCGGCCACCAGACCCCAUGGCAUGUGAGCCAAUCAAGUGGGGGGUGGCAGCCGGCAUCCUAGAACAGUGGGUCCACGCUCUGGCCUCACCUGAGGAAAGAAGGUACAGGUGACACUCGUGCAAGGGGACCUUGGGCCCAGGACAGGCAGGGGGAGGAAGCGUGUGUGCGUCGAUGUAUAGCCAUAGUCUCAGGGUGAAUCCUCAGCGCCAAGGCAUUUGGAACAUCAGGUUUCUUCCUCCCGGCGUCAUUGCUGCAGGAAUCUGCCUGCAAGAAUGUCACCUGUCAAACCAGCAGGAUUGACACGUACCCCCAUUCUGCCUCUUUCCAAUCCCCUUUCCAUUCGGUGGCCACUGACUGUGUGGGUUGCAUGGGGGAGGGGGGGUGGUGGGGAGCAGCUGUCCUCUAAGUGCAAAGCGGGCAGGUGACAGGGAGUAAGGUUUAGCUGCAAGGCAGAAAGUGAGGGGCACUCCAGGCAUCCUGCCUGUGAGGGCUCUGGGGACCCUGGAAUGCAUGGUCAGGGAAGCUGGGGGAGGAGGGACCGCCUCCUGGAGGCGAGGAGUCGAGCAGCUUCCAGGGCAGUGGAGGGAGGCGCUGGGGGUUCCAUGGAGAGCUGCUCUGCCCGGACGAUUCAGGACUGCGCAUGGCUCCAGGAACAAGCUGGGGCCGGGCUGCCUGCCCAUGACUUUUCCUCACGUUGAACCGGGUCUUAUUUUAACCUCAGAUGACAAGGAUCCUAAUAAUGGCAACCUCUUUGGCGAAGGGUGAGGGGGUACAAAAUAGGGCACGAAGGAAGUAGAGAGGCUUUGGACGGCAGAUGCUAAUUCCUCUCCAGCCACGUCCAGGAAACUCACCCAAGUUCUCAUCUGAUACCCUCACUUCCUUCUCGGCGUCCUCUUCUUGCACACACGCUGGGGGCUGGAUGCAGCAGAAUGAGCACGGUGAUCUCCAGAGUUUGCCCCCUCUGACCCCCUACAGUAGGAGAAGAGUGAUAAUCCCGUGAAAUCCAGCAGCCAAGCCCAAGCGGCUCCUAGCCGUACGAUGACUUCCUGCCUCCUGUCCUCGGAGAGUACUUAAAGCAGAGGUUCCCCAAGUGACUAUAAAUGUUGCUGCCUGGAGCCUUCAGAUUCCUGAACCAUUGGAACGUUCCUAAAUCUGAAACCAGAGAGAGCUGUAUCAGAGGGCACAUAUUUUCAGCGUACGUGAACCGACGAGUUACCGGAUGAGCGGACGCCCUCUGCAACUCCCAGGGGCCCCCGCCUGCAAGACAGGCCCUCAUCUGCUGCACAUACCUUCGUCUCUGACAUACCUCUCGAGCUGCAGAUGCGUCCAUCUAUAUAUAGAUUUGAGAUGAGCUGAAGACAGAGGUUGGCCAUCCCCGGGAGAGCCACCCUGCUGGCCACCUCCUCUGCCCGGCCAAAAUCAGGUGAGGCACAUGCUGGGGGAUGAGGGAAAGGCCCCAUCAAGGCGAGCAAAAGUGGAAGAGACGGUCAGAGGUCAGGAUGAGAGCGGAUGUGGUCAAGCCUUGGCUAGAAACUGGAUGGAGCUGGAGCCUUGGUCAAGUGGGAGGGGAGAAAAUCGGCCCAUCUUGACUGUUCAGAAUGUUUCAGGUGUGGGUCUGUUGGAAGCAGGGAACAGCUCAUAGCUUUUGAGGAGGUCUUGUCCUGAGUAAGUGAUCUCUUUUAAAACAGGGUACAUCAGCAGCAGAUGCACCCAGAACCUGAGCUACGUGUCAGUUCCUGAUGGGACAUAGUGGGCGGGUAGGAGGGCUGGGUGGAUGCACGGACAGGGACCCAGAGAGAAGAAGGAAGUUGCAGGUUCCAGAGCAUCCAUCCAUUCCCUUCUUCCCAGGUCUUGGGCCACCUUGGUAUGAGGCGGCUCUAAGAGAGUCACGAGGCCACGGACGGCUAGGUGUUUCCUGCAACUCCCUCAAGGCUCAUCAGAAUGCCCAGAUCCUGACCAGAAGUUCCCCCAAAUGUCCACUCCCAUCUUUUCUUGCUGAGAGUGAGAAUGAGAAGCUCUGAAAUGCCCAGGACCAGGCAGGCUUGGCACCCAGUCACUCAAGCACAUUGGUUACCCACGGCUGGCAGCGCUCUAGCACCUGGGCGUCUGUUCUUCUAGGCACGAGGGCCCAUCUGAACCGAUGGUUAUCUGGGAUGUCUCACUGGUGCUUUAAAAUCCUCCGCAUUCAAAGGAAUUCUCCGAAGGGCUUUCACUUUGACCUGUGAGUGACAGGCUUAGGAAAAGUCAGUCCCCAUCUGCAGAAGUGGGUCACCUUACCGGGCAGGAGCAGAGCGGGAUCAGCAAGGCGCCCCCCAAGCCCCUCUCUCCCAAGGCCGCGUCUGUGUGCAACUGCAAGGAGUCCUCUCCGGUCUGACCACCAUCUGAGUCCUGAGCUCAGCUCUCAGCCUCGUGGGACCCACAGGGCUGCAGAAGAGCUUGCAGAAGCAGGGGAACAAGAGUGAACCCCACCUUCUCGCUGAGAAUGGACUGAGAAUGACUUGAGUCCUCCCUUCCUCACCCACAAUCUGAGCUUUGAUCCUGGUUUAUAGAGUUUUGUAGCUAACUGGCCUCUCUUCCAACCCGAACCUUUUCGAGCAAAGGUGGGGCUCCAGAAGCCCAGAGGCUGCCCUAUUCCCUCUUCUAGAGCAAACGAUGAAGAGGAGAGCAGCACAUGUGCACCCCUGGAAGGUGGCUUCUCAGCUGGGAUGAGGUUGGCCCAGAACAGAGAGGUCCCCAGGCCCACGGAGAGUCUAUACCCUCUGGGGCCACAGAGAGACCUCAGAGGAAGCCCGGGAACUCCCUGCUUGCUCCUGCCGUUGACAGUGUUCAUCAUUCACCGCCUUCUAACCCCCAUCCCACCCCACAGCCCAGACGGGAUUGAACUUUCCUGGAAGCAGCACAUGAUUUUGUAAUUAAUACCCUGUCCUUAUCCUCAUAACCUCCCCUCUGCCACCAUGUCCACCCUCCACCUCCAACACCGUACUCCAAGCCCCAGGUCAGGGCUGUUCUUUGGCUUAAGAAAGAGGGUUCUCUCUCUCUCUUUCCUUUUUUUUUUUUUUUUUUUUUUGUCUUUUUAGGGCCACACCCAUGGCAUUUCGGAAUUCCUGGGCUAGGGGUCAAAUCAGAGCUGUAGCUGCCGGCCUACGCCAUAGACACUGCAAUUCCAGAUCCGAGCCACAUCCGCAACCUACACCACAGCUCAUGGCAACGCCGGAUCCUUAACCCAUGGAGCGAGGACAAGGAUUGAACCCUCAUCGUUAUGGAUACUAGACGGGUGCAUUACCUCUGAGCCACAACAGGAACUCCAAGCUGGGAUUUUCUCCUGGCCUCUGAUCCAGGCUACAAACCUCUCUCCUUUAGACACAGCUCCUUCUCCCCAGGCCAUUUGCCCCAGCCUAAAAUUCCCUCCCAGCCCGGUCCUAUCUGGGGCCGCUGGGACCCUCCUUCCCUGGCUGGCUCCGGCCCUUUCUUGUUCUGGACCUCAGCUUUUUCACAUUCUUUUCCUAUGCGAGUCCCCAGUGAGAAGGGAGACACAAAAGGCCAUGAGCUGUCGGUCCCCUUCCUCCCAGGGUUGGGCCACUUUGGGCCACAGUCACUGGUGCAAAUCACCUGCAGUCGCUGGCCCCCAAGACACCAGGCGUCCUCUCUGCCCUCCUGCCCCUUUUGCCUCUUCUCGUGUGGACACAGCCAGAAAACUCCUGUAUCUUUCUAGCCCAGUGCUUUCCCCCAGAGGUCCAUCUGGGUCCGUCACCACCCAGGAGGUGUUCUCUGUCACUUGCCACUCCUGUGCCUGCGACGUGGGUGUCUAGUAUUUGCACCCCUCACCCCCAGCAAGAACCCGGCCAUGGAUUCUGCUGCCUCCUAGGAAAUCGCCAAAGGCAGGGAUAUUGGGGUCAAGGCCGAACGAGUGGAUAGAAACCCUGUAGCCCAUGCCUGCCCCUGAGCCAGAGCUUCCUCUUCCCAGAACAGAUCCUGCAAUCUGGUCCAGACUGCAGCGAGCCGACCCGGAACCGUGUUUGUAUACCUCACUGAACUCGUGAAAUUCCAACAUCCAGACAGCUGUGGCCCCCAUGGUUUCCCUGUAAAUCAAGAAGUACCUCAGGCUGGGUCCCAGCGCAGAGCUGUCCUCAAGCGGGGGGCCUAGCGGGUAGGAAAACUCAGAAUUCGUUCAGUCAUGUGCUUGUAAAAAUGUGAUGCUUCUAUUUUUUUUAAAUAUGUAUGUGCUAUGCACAAACCAUAUCCUGUUCCAGCAAAAAGGAAAAGGUCUUUUUAUACGUUCCUCUAAACUGACUCCACCCCUCCUAUUAAAACCGACAACGAA
Molecule: messenger RNA, 5362 nt
Organism: Sus scrofa (pig)
Lineage: Eukaryota; Metazoa; Chordata; Mammalia; Artiodactyla; Suidae
Gene: FGF6
Product: fibroblast growth factor 6
Molecular function (GO): growth factor activity
Source: RefSeq, a predicted model, not a curated record